AAAGGCCACGUUUUCUGCAAAGAGUGCAUUCUCGAGUGCCUGUUGGCUCAGAAGAAAGACAUUCAAAGGAAGUUAGCUGCUCAUGCUGCUCAGCAGAAGCAAGAAAAAGAAGAGGAAGAAGAGAAGUUAAUGCUGCAGAAAGCCAGAGAGCUCGAUGAAUUUGAUCAGCAAAACCAUGGUGCAAUGCCACAAUACAGUGAUAAGACUCAUAGCAAGGAUAAGAAUGGCUUCCAUGGAGCUAAUAGCGUGAAGGCCACUUCAUAUGAGGAAGAAGCACUCCGAACAAUGAAAGCAUUUUGGCUUCCUCUGCCACUCCCGAAGCAGCCAUUAAAAUCUUAUAUAUGCCCCAGCUGCAAGGUGACUCUUACAAAUACGCUGUCGCUUAUGGCUUUAAGUUCUUGUGGGCAUGUGUUUUGCAAGAAGUGUGGGGAUAAGUUUAUGGCCGUUGAUAAGGUUUGUUUGGUCUGUAACAAGGGAUGUAAAGAGAGGAACUUGAUUCCCUUGGAGAAAGGAGGGACGGGAUUUGCUGCCCAUGGGGAUCAUCUGAUGGCAACAGAUUUCAAGCAUUUGGGUAGUGGAUCUGGAUUGGGGUUGGUUAGGCCUGCUGCGAAGACAUAA
Thlaspi arvense is the source of this 618-nucleotide messenger RNA. NCBI's taxonomy places the organism in Eukaryota, Viridiplantae, Streptophyta, Magnoliopsida, Brassicales, Brassicaceae. The record is from the annotation of a GenBank genome assembly.